AGACGUUUUCGUACCAUUCAUUUGAACACAGAGUUCGCUCAUGCUAGUUGGUAAACCGGGAACGACUAGAUCUCCCGAGCUACGCGGUCUCGAGUCUCGACGUUUGGUUCUCCUUGCUUUUCACAGCUAACUUUCUGCCAAAUUUUUGGGGGUAGCUUCACAGUCAAGAUGCUUCGUCAAGCGGUAGUUAUGGUGCCUGCGCACUCACAGCAAGUGCAACAGCGAGGUAUGGCAACUUUGAAGUCCAUCUCUCUCCGUCUCAAGUCUGUGAAAAAUAUCCAGAAGAUCACACAGUCCAUGAAGAUGGUAUCCGCUGCCAAAUAUAAUCGAGCUGAGAGAGAUUUAAAGCAGGCCCGCCCUCUUGGCGAAGGAACCAAAGCAUUCUAUGAAAAAGCAGAAAUUGCAGCACCCGAGGGAGUUCCCAGCAAACUAGUAGUCGCCAUUACUUCCGAUCGAGGACUCUGUGGAGCUUGCCACACUGGUGUGGCUCGUAACAUUAGGGAUCACCUUCUGGCAAACCCAAGCGAUAAGCAAAAUACAAAGAUCAUCUGCGUUGGUGAAAAAUCUCGUGCGGUUUUAUCCAGAAUUUUUUCUGACAACAUUCUGUUUGUUGCCUCUGAAGUGGGUCGCCUACCACCCACUUUUACUGAUGCUGCCAAAAUAGCAGCUGAAAUAUUGAAUAGCGGUUACUCAUUUGCAUCUGGACGCAUUGUCUAUAAUAAGUUUAAGUCUGUAGUAUCAUACGGUGUUGCAGACUUGCCACUAUUCGAUCAGAACUCUGUAGCUACUGCACCUAAAUUAUCGAUUUAUGAUUCAUUAGAUGAAUCUGUUAUUCAGAGCUAUCUGGAAUUUUCCCUGGCUUCUCUACUCUUCUACAGUAUGAAAGAAGGAGCUUGCAGUGAACAGUCAUCUAGAAUGACUGCUAUGGAUAACGCAAGCAAGAAUGCCGGUGAAAUGAUUGAAAAACUUACUUUAACGUUCAACCGUACUCGCCAAGCUGUUAUCACUAGAGAACUUAUUGAAAUUAUCUCUGGGGCUGCUGCACUGGAUUAAAUAUUCAAAAAUAGAAAAUAUAGAAGUCAGAUAGAGUCAAUGUCCGUCUGCACAGCUGCGUACAAGGGAAAAACAAAUUCAUUUGAUUCCUCUUCUGUAAAUGACGGGCAAAAAAUCCAACGUAUAUGCAGUUUCAUGUAAUAUUGCUUCUGUGAUUGAAGUCCGUGCUGUAAUAAAUUUCACCACUCACCGUAAAAAA
Molecule: messenger RNA, 1252 nt
Organism: Athalia rosae (coleseed sawfly)
Lineage: Eukaryota; Metazoa; Arthropoda; Insecta; Hymenoptera; Athaliidae
Product: ATP synthase subunit gamma, mitochondrial-like
Exons: 2
Coding region: 169-1053 (294 amino acids)
Biological process (GO): proton motive force-driven ATP synthesis
Molecular function (GO): proton-transporting ATP synthase activity, rotational mechanism
Source: RefSeq, a predicted model, not a curated record